AAACUGCUGGUUCCGAAAAAGUCGCAAACCGCAGACAAUUAAUAUUGCGGUAUUGAGUUUCGCAGGGGCCCUCACUCUCAGCAAAAUUACUUUAAAGCCCACUAUCAGAUCCAGUACUGUUCAGUUAGUAGGAAACAUAAUUAUAAGCUAUAAAGGGGACAGGUAUGAGUCAAUUCGAUGAAUUAAUAAAUCCAAAGGUACCUGGAGCUCCUAAGUCCACCAAGAAAGACUUACCAAACCCUCCAGGCUUUGCAUAUGAGGCUAAAGGCACGAACAACUCCAAGAGUAAGAAGUCAACUGUGAGUUCUACUGUUAAUGAAGAAGAAAGACUUGAAGAAUUGAAAGAAAAGAAGGCUUGGGAAGUUGCUAUAGGACCAGCCAAAUCAAUACCUAUGAAUGCUAUAAUGAGUUAUAUGACAGGGAAUUCUUUACAGAUCAUUCCUGUAACUAUGACAUUAAUGUUAUUAUGGAAUCCAUUAAAGGCUAUAUUUAAUGAAACUAACCCUAAUUUUAUAAAUUUAACUACAAAAAAGAAUGGUACAACAAUAUUACUUGCCAAGGCAGUAUUUAUAUUAUUUCAAAUAUUGAAUAUGUCCAUUGGUAUUUAUAAAUUAUAUAAGAUGGGUCUUAUACCUCAUACUGAAGCUGAUUGGAUAGCUUGGAAAGAAAUAAAGGAUAUAAAGGAAAGAUUAUCGUCUUAAUCUUAAUCUUAUUAUUAAUAUUAAUAC
This is a messenger RNA of Scheffersomyces amazonensis, 728 nucleotides long. Its product is annotated as chaperone. NCBI's taxonomy places the organism in Eukaryota, Fungi, Ascomycota, Pichiomycetes, Serinales, Debaryomycetaceae. The record is from RefSeq and is a predicted model, not a curated record. Gene Ontology annotation, biological process: protein folding in endoplasmic reticulum. The transcript has a single exon. Bases 165 to 701 code for a protein of 178 amino acids. Gene Ontology annotation, cellular component: EMC complex.